Molecule: messenger RNA, 3340 nt
Organism: Dermatophagoides pteronyssinus (European house dust mite)
Lineage: Eukaryota; Metazoa; Arthropoda; Arachnida; Sarcoptiformes; Pyroglyphidae
Biological process (GO): vesicle-mediated transport
Source: RefSeq, a predicted model, not a curated record
CAAACAAACAAAUAUUGUCAGCCAUAAAUAGGUUUCACUUGAGUCACCAUUAUCAUCGAAAUUCUCUGUUUUUGUUCUUCUGAUUUGUUUUGUUUGUGCACAAAAACUAUGUGAAAAGUCUGUUCUGUUCACCAUUCACCAUUCACCAUUCAGCAAAAUGUUACCCAUAACACCUGUAUCAGCUGCUAUCAUAGCUGGUUGUAAUGGAAAUUCCAUCAGCAAUAAUGCAAUAACCGAUACUCAAUUGACAACCACAAUCAAUUCAUCCUCAUAUCAUCAUCCCCAUUACCAUAAUCAUCAUCGAUCGCCUAAUCAUCAUAGUGAUAAAGUUAAACGAUAUCUUGAUUAUUGCCGUCAAUUACAGCAGUCGAUUGGUACUGGUCUGUCAUCAGGUUCUAGUUUGGAAUCCAUUUCUUCCAAAUGCAUCGAUAAUCGAUUGUCAUCCCUUUCAACAAAUAAUCAAUCAUCUCCAGCAGUAACUAAUCACUCAACAAACAAUGAUUGUCAUCAAAUGAAUGACGAUGACGACAAUGAAACAUUCUUGUUGGAUACCUGGCUUGAGAAUAAAUUACAGGCCAGUUUCAAACAAUUGAAUUGCAUAUUACGAAAUCAUCAUGCCGGAUACAUUGGCGAUGAGAGUGAUUGUGAAAUAUUCUUCAUUCAUCAUCGACCACAACAAUUUUGUGAUAAUCAUAUUGAUAGUCAAACCGAUCUAUUACUCUCCAACCAAACGCCAAUAGAUAAUGGAGGUGAUCAAGUUAAUAAAUCAAAUGAUAACGAUUGUCUAAAAAUAUGUAUUGAACAAUUGGAAAAGAUCAUUUGCAACAAUCACCAUCCUCUAAAACAAAAUGCAAAUCUAUCUUGUAUGAUAUUAACACGACCAAACGAUGAAUUAAGGCCAAACAAUCUGCUCUAUGUUUAUCCACCAGCAGAAGAUUUGGCCAAUCAUUGUGAUCAAUCAUCAUCAUCAAAACCACCACCACCACCAAUCUCCAAAAAGAAUGGCUAUCCGAAUUGGGAUAAUCCAAACAGUCGAUUAACCCGUUUGAGUGGUAUGUUUGUCACAUUAUUCGAUGUGAUGAUCAAACUGGAACAACGACGGCAUCAAUCGACAUCAACCCCAACUAGUCAUGGUUUGAUUGAUGUUUUAUCAAUGUCCAGCCUGCAAUUGUCCGGGAUCGAUGAUUAUAAUCAAUUCGAUGAUAUCAUGUCCCAAUAUCGAAUUAGUUUUGUGAUAGAAAACGAUGAUGAGGAUGCACCAAUCAUAAUGGCCAUUGCCAUGCCUAUUGAUGGUUUUAUGGCGAAUGAUGCACGAAUAAUGGCCAAAUUACUAUAUGAUUCAUUGCGAAUUGCAUUCGGUUCCAUACGAACUGCCUUUUCCAAUCAUUUUCAUAAUAAUCAUCAUCAACCAGUAUGUCUAAUGACACCACCACAUUCCAAUGCAACUUUUGGCUAUCUAAAUCGAAUUCUGCUCACAUUGAACACAAUGCUUGGAUUAUCGUCAUCGAACGAUCAUGUUGUUGAUAACAAUCAUAAUGGUUUCAUUAUUAAUUCACUGCGAUUAUCAGCUACAUUUCCCAUUGCAUCAUCGAUCAAUACAACUUUUGCUCUGCAGCAUCUUUUGAUGGAUGAUAUGGCCAUGUUGAAUCUUUGUAAAUAUCUUAACGACUAUGACUCUCUUGACUGGAUCGAUGAAAGUAUUCGCUUCUAUAGGGAUGGCCAUGAUAUUGAACAAGCGUUGAGUGAACAUUUUGCCCGCUGUCUUGGAUCGGUUGACGAUCCGCCAAAGCAUGGCAAAUCAUCUAGCACUCAACCUUGUUCGACAUCAUCAUCCUUGUUGAUGGAUAAUAACCAUAUAUUCGAUUUGUUGGAAAUUGAAUUAACAUUUUUCACUGUGAUCGGCUCCUGUCUAUUCUAUCGAGCUUGUCUGGUCAAAUCUCAUCUGCCCAAUGAUUGUUUAUCAGCCAUCCAUCGUUAUCUCUAUACACGUGCAAUUCAUGCAUUGGCUAGCCAUGGUGAUUAUCAUCUGGUGAAUUUCAUUCGUUUUCACCAUGCCAUCAGCACUGAUGAAUCAUGCAAUGAUGGCAAAACCGAUUUGUUUCUUCUCAUAUUAGGUCAUGGGCAUCUGAUACACUGUACCGUAGUACAAGUGUAUCGAUUUGAUCGAUCCGGUCAUAUGCGAUUCAAUGAUAAAUAUGGCAGUGAAAAAAGCAAAUCACUUGAACAAAAUGAAUCACUGCAAUUACCAUCGUCAUUUGCAUUUUAUGUGUUUAUCAAAGAAUCUUUUCGUCUUUUGAAUUUCUAUCUAAAUCGAUUGGCUAUUGGCGAACAGCUGGAAGAUUCAUUCGCCUUCACUAAACAUUAUGGUCGGUCACAUUUGGUCAAUUUGUUUGAUCAAAAAUUUGCCACUCAAACCAAUGAUAAUGGCUGGCUAAAUAAAUUGAACCCGUUCAACAGAUCAUCUAAACAAGACGACAAAACCCAACCAUUCACAAAACUCGAUGAUACAUUCAGUGAUGAUAUGAUGGCUGUUCGAUCCUGUCGAAGUGGUAGUCAUUCCAAUUAUUCAAUUGCUGAAUCCUUAUCCAAUGCAUCUCUAUACAGCCAAUCGACUAUACAUUCCACACUCACCAAUCUGUCAUCGUCAUUCCAUCCAAUUCAUUCUCUAUCCGCUUUCCAUGCUAAACAAUCAUUUCCACCGGCAGCGCAUUUACCCGAUUCUAUGGUUUGCUAUCUAAAUAUCGAACAAGAUGCCGAAACAUUUUAUGCACCCAUUCUCAAUGUCAGCCAAUCCGGCAACACAGAACAAUGGCUAGCCAAUUUGACAUCAGAACUACUCACAAGAAUCAAUCAAAUGCGAGAAAAUUUACAGUCCAUGUGUUUGGUUGAAAUGAAACGUCGACAACGAUUACGAUCAUCAUCGAGGCAUGUUGGUGACACUGAUAACAUCAAUUCAUGUCGUUCGAUCACUGCGAUCAAAUCAUCGAAAACAAUCAUAUUGAAAUACAUUGCGAAUGGCCAGCCUAUAAGCAAGGAUAAUCAAAUGCAACAUAGUCCACAGAUUGCAUUGGAAAUGGCAAUAUUGCUGAUUGGUGAUUGUCACAUCAAAUAUCUGUUUCACAUUGACCAGGAUCAAAUUAUCGAUGAAUUUUAUGCAUGCUUUCUAUUGAAACACCAAUCGAACAAGCAGCAAGCAUCUUUGAAUGAAUCAUUCAACAAAUUGCUAUUUGGCCAUGAUCACCGUCAGCAUUCAUAUCGAAUUGGACAACCAGAUUCGAUAUUGGCCAAUUUCGAUCAAUUCAUCGAAAGUGUGCGUCUAGAAAAUCGAUACCAACGAUAA